AUGGAUUCGAUGGAGUGUUACGCUAUACGAAACAACUACCCAUAUUUACAACUACAUGGCGAAGACUUCAAAGCAGUAUGUGGACAAGACGAUAUUCACUUUCAACGUCAUUGUAUCGUUGCCCACUUCCUCCAAACUUACAAUUUCACGUGGGUUUUGCAAGUGGAAGGUGACAUUGGUGUCGUCAAUGAACAAAUAAAGUUGGAAGUAUAUGUCAAAGAGCAUGCCGACAUUAUUUUUUAUGAGAGGUUCUUCAGUUUCGAAGUGGCAUCAGGCUCAUACUUUGCCAGAAAGUCAAACUUCUCGAUAGCAUUUCUUCGUGGAUGGGCCGAUUAUUCAUUUCGUCUCCCUAAGACGUUCGGUGUUUUAGACAAUGAAGCUAUACAUAUGUGGUUUGUGGAAAUGCUUGCACCUAACGCACCGUUGGCACCAGUCUGUUGGCUGCUGUGGAGAACUGCAAAAAAUUCCGAAACUUUGUCAGACUUCACUGUAUGUUGCCGAGAAGCAAUGAAAAACGUUACACUCUCUCAAAUAUUCAUUUAUAAAAGGGGUGAAGCAUGGGUAAGGGAUGGGUGGUUAACGACUAGUCACUGGAAUCCGCAAAGAGAUUUCAUGUUUCACGGCUUGAAGGAAAAAGAUAAAAAGCGUUUUAACGCUACUCAGAAAAAUGUUCUUGAAGGACCUCGGUACUCUCCUUGGUAUGACACACUCAGUAAACCAUUGAAUCUUGACAAAUGUAAAGAGGGUAAGAAACUAAGGAUGGUUUGA
Molecule: messenger RNA, 768 nt
Organism: Cylicocyclus nassatus
Lineage: Eukaryota; Metazoa; Nematoda; Chromadorea; Rhabditida; Strongylidae
Source: the annotation of a GenBank genome assembly